This is a messenger RNA of Phyllopteryx taeniolatus (common seadragon), 11341 nucleotides long. Its product is annotated as protein-glutamine gamma-glutamyltransferase K-like. The transcript has 15 exons. The record is from RefSeq and is a predicted model, not a curated record. The coding region runs from base 269 to 2656 and encodes 795 amino acids. Gene Ontology annotation, molecular function: protein-glutamine gamma-glutamyltransferase activity. NCBI's taxonomy places the organism in Eukaryota, Metazoa, Chordata, Actinopteri, Syngnathiformes, Syngnathidae. Gene Ontology annotation, biological process: peptide cross-linking.
GCCAGAAAAGUAACAUGCCAAUUUGUGUGUGAGGGUGUGGGGUAAGAGGGGGUGUGCCCUCAGCGUCUGAGAAGCGCUUGAAAGUGGUACGAACAUGCAACUAGUUUGAGAAACACCUUUGGGAAAAGAGAGACGAUUUCCUCUUCCUCCUCCUCUGCUCGACCUCCUUUUUGUAUCCCCUGCUGUCCGUCGCUGACUUGACGGCCUGCAGGCAAAAGGGGUCACAAGUGUGCCUCGUUGAAUCUGCAACGUCCUCCCGCAGGAAGCCAUGUUGGAUCUGACAUCACGCGGGAGGAUGCCCGUGGAGACGCGCUCCUUCCGUGACACGUCAGCCGUGGGUCGAUUUCCAAGUGUCGCACUCGCUGCGGGUGACGAGGACCCCGAGGAGGCUCCCGCCAAGGCCCCUGAGGAAGCCAAGGACGAUGUGUGCCGGCAGUGGCUGCGCCGCGUGGGCCGGUGCUGCUGCCCAGAGACGGACGACGACGACGUCACCGAUACGCUCGUCACGGCGCCGGAAGAGGGCAAGGACGAGGGGGAGCUCGGCAAGAGGCCUGCGCCCGGUGAUAGCGAGCUCGCCGAGCUGCCCCUCAAAGUGAAAUCAAUAGACCUGAUGAAGGGCAAAACAGGAGCCGAGCGCCUGGCGCACCGCACGCACCUCUACCAAUGCGACGACUUCAUCAUCCGGAGAGGCCAGACGUUCCACAUGUGGCUCACGCUGUCCCGAGCGUUCCGGCCCGACACGGACAAACUUCACUUGGAACUCAAAACAGGGCCUCUGCCAACGGUGUCAAAAGGAACGCACGUCAUUAUCCCACUGGUGGACGAGCCGCAGGACGGCCGCUGGCAAGUCGCCCCGGAUGAGUGGGACGGCGCGAGGAUGAAGCUGUCCGUCAACUCCCCGGCCAGCGCCGCCGUCGGGCGCUAUCGGCUCCAGGUGGAAACGGAGUGUCCGAGCGGACGGGCUAUUUCUGCGCACGACCCCGCUAAUGACAUCUAUGUGCUGUUCAACCCCUGGUGUGACGAGGACGCGGUGUUCAUGGACGCCGAAGACGAGCGUCAGGAGUACGUCGUCAACGACGUCGGGCGCAUCUAUUACGGCACGCGGGACCAAAUUGCGGUCCGGACGUGGGACUACGGACAGUUUGACGACGGCAUACUGGCCGCGUGCCUCUUCGUCCUGGACAAGAGCGGAACUCCUCCGUCUGGGUGGGGGGACCCUGUUAAUGUGGUGCGAGUCGUGUCAGGCAUGAUCAACUCUCGCGAUGACCAAGGUGUUGUGGAGGGAAACUGGUCGGGGAAUUACAUUCAAGGAACAUCUCCGACCGUCUGGAGCGGAAGUAUGGAAAUACUGACGGAAUACCACAAAAACAACGGCACUCCCGUCAAAUACGGCCAAUGUUGGGUUUUUGCUGGGAUCGUCACCACAGUUUUGAGGUGUUUGGGCAUUCCCAGCCGAACGGUGACCAACUUCAGCUCCGCACACGACACCGACGUCUCCUUGACGACAGAUGUGUACCUUGACGAGGACCUGCAGCCCUUGGCUCAUCUGAAUGCGGACUCCGUCUGGAACUUCCACGUGUGGAACGACUGCUGGAUGGCUCGUCACGACUUGCCUGCGGGAAUGGGCGGCUGGCAAGCGCUGGACGCCACGCCCCAGGAGACCAGCCAGGGCACGUUCCGCUGCGGCCCCGCUUCUCUCGCCGCCAUCCGCGACGGUCAGGUCUUCCUCAAGCACGACGCCCAGUUCGUGUUUGCCGAGGUGAACAGCGAUAAGAUCUACUGGCAGAGGAACCCGGACGGGACCUUCUCCAAAAUAUAUAGCGAGAAGAAGGUCGUGGGCCACCUCAUGAGCACCAAGGCCGUCGGCUCGGACGGACGAAGCGACAUCACCCGCCUUUACAAGCACCCUGAAGGAACGGCGGCUGAGCGCAUCGCUGUGGAAACGGCAUGCCGUUACGGUUCCAAAGCGGAGGCGUACUCCUCCCCCGUGGUGGAGGACGUGGCCAUCGCGGUGUCCAUGGACGGCGACGGCCCCCAAAUGGGGCGGGACGCCGAGCUGACCGUCACGCUGCGCAACAGCAGCGCAGAGCACCGACGCGUCGUCCUGCAUAGCCAAAUAGCCGUCAUGUACUACACCGGCGUACACAAGGCAACCGUCAGGACGGACCACACCGACCUGGACCUGCUGCCCACUGAGGUGAAGUUUUUGGAGUGGACCCUCGAGUACAAAGACUACAAGGACCAACUGGUGGACCAGGCCGCCCUCAUGUUGACGCUGUCGGGCCGGGUCAAAGAGACGCAGCAGGUCCUCGCCACGCAGUUCAGUUUCCGUCUCAGGACUCCAGACUUGCUCUUAAAGCCCAUCGGGAAGGCCGUCGUCGGGGAGAAGAUACCCGUGGAGAUUUCCUUCACUAACCCUCUACCCCAGGUGCUGACGUCAGUCAUGUUCCACGUGGAGGGACUGGGCCUCACCACCGCUCGAAAGAUUCCUCACGGAGAUAUCGGGAGCCGAGCCACCGUCUCCUUCACCGAGCACAUGGUGCCCACGCUGGCCGGGCCCAGGAAAUUACUUGCGUCUUUGCACUGCCGGCAGCUGACGCAGGUCCACGGUGUGACAGAUGUCGCCGUGCGCCAAAGAAGCUAUGGCGCACUAUAAGCGAUGACCCUUUCUGUAGAAAGGAUCAAGAAAAGCGCAUAGUCAAAACUUGAUUUAAAGCCUGACAUUGGGCACCGCGAAGGAACAUAAGAGCCCUCGGGCAAAUGUGGGAUUUUACCUCGGAAAGCACUGAAAGUGAAAGCGUAUACUGGAGUCGCACUCCGAAAUAAUUAACAAGCUAUAAGUCCUUGUCCUUGACAGUGCGCUUUUAGGCAUGGUUACGUUGGAAUCAUGUUUUACACACAGUGGGACCUCUAAGAAGGUCAGUGCCGUGUUGAGUGCUAAGUAAGCAUGUGUGCCUCUCAGCCAAAAGAUUCUCCUUCAUGGAGUUUGCACGCUCUCCACCCACAUUCCGAACACAUUAAAGGCUAAAUUGCCCAUAGGUAUGAAUGCGAGUGCGAAUGCUUGUUUGCAAUGAUGAUGAUGAUAAUAAUCAUCAAUUCAUUCAGACGGGUUGAUGUCCACCGUUCACACAUUUCUGAAUGAAAUACAUCUGAUGCAUCGCAUGUCCGCAGAGCUCGCACGUCUGUCUGCCUGCACCGCGAUCAAAUUCAACCAAAAUUGCGUUAGACUAGCUACUCCAAAAGUUAGACAUGGUUUCAGAAGGCGUAGGUUUAGACCGGUUUUCACUCACCAAAUUGUCACAUGCGGCGGGGCACAUGUCAAAGGACAAACCGUUGCGUCGGCACGCCCAUCUGGGCGCAGACCGGUCUGCCAAAUUGGCAAACAUUGGUUUUAAACUGGUUUAUUGUACUGUAUUCUAGUAACUGUUGUCUUUUCUGUACCAAAGCUCAGUGUGCUCCUCUCGACGCAGUUUGAAAUAACACGAGCUGAUAGCAAACUGUGCGAAAGCCUCACAUGCUUCUGCAUUGAAUGUGGACGGGGUGCACUCCAGCAUGUGGAGAGAGCACUCGUGUUUGAAGGAAUUCACAAUGAUUCAUCCCUAACAGGAGCAUAAUUGGCACAUGUACUAUUUUGUAGCUUGUUUGUUAAAGCACCCACACUCCGAGUGUGUUUUAUAAAGCUAUUAUAACAAUACGGCGAGUAUCCAGUAUCAUGCUGUGACUAGUAUCACAAUACAGCGCGAUAUGGCCGGUAUAACAAAUCGGCCGAUAUCACAAUAGAACUAAUUUCAGAGUACAACUGUAAUUAUGACCUCACGAGUACCACGAUAUGGCGUUAUCAAGAUAUUCUUUGAAUGACAAAUCUGCUAUGAUCACAAUACAGCUCGUAUUCUGAUACUGAGAGUAUCGCGAAUCAGCAACAAUCACUAUGCAGCUAGUAUUGUCCUACGGAUGGUAAAACAAAAUCAGAUGGUAUCACGUUACAAUGAGUAUCACUUUACAGCUCAUAUCGCGCAUUGCCAGUAUCACGAUACAGCACGGCCAGUAUACAAACAAUCCUUCAGUAUCACGAUACGUACGAUAAGUGUCACAAUACGGCUUCAUAUCACAAUACAGCCACUAUCAUAACAAGUCGGCUUCGAUUACGAUUACGACAUAACUUGUAUCAACUGGGAUCAUGUUACUCCCGAAUUUUAGGAUACAGGUAGUAACUAUCACAAUACAGUUACUAUGGCCAGUAUCACGAAACAGUUAGUUACAAUAUGGACGAUAUGUAUAUUUAAAAAAAAUAAUAAUAAUAAUCAUCAUCAUUUUAUCACGAUGCAAGUGUCACAAUAGGACCAGUCCAGUAUUACAAAUCAGCUAGUAUAACGAUACAGCUCGCGUCUCAAUGAAGUUAGCAUUAUCAUCCAGCCAGUGUUACCAUAUCAGCUGGUGUCACAUCAUGACUGCUGUCACGUUAUUGCUCGUAUCGUGAUGCUGCUUAGUAUCACGAUACGGCUUGUAUCAAUCUUGUAUCAUCAAGAUUCUAGUGUCAGGAUUCGGUCAAUAUCGGGACACCCGAUAUCGCAAUGAGAUUUGUAGCAUACAGAAGUAGGAUGGCGCUGCUGUCGUUUUUCAUAGCCAAUACCAGGAUACGAAUAGUAUCACCAUACACAGAAGAUCUGAAUAUAAGUAGUAUCGCCUACACAUGCACAGCUAGUGUCACAAUGUGGCCAGUAUAGCAAAUCAGAUGGUAUUAACAUUAUAAAACCUUGUUAUUUUUUCACCAAAGCCCGAUUUUCUCUUCUCUCACUGAUUUUGAAUCAUGUGAGCAAAGAGCAAACUGUGAGGAAGCACAAUAAUGCUUUCACAUUAAAUGUAGAGCAGAUGAACUCCAGAAAAAGGAGAGUACACUCAUGUUUGAAUAAAUUCACUAUUAUUAUUCGCUAACAAGGACAAAGUUUGCACAAGGUCGGUGGUUUUGCAGUGUGUUUGUUAAUGCACCCACACGCCGAGUUCAUUUUCUCUCGGCGCUUCAUGUUGGACACAUUCAGUUCAAGUUCAGCGGAUAAGAGACAAGUUAUUCGAUAUUCUGUCAGGGAUAGAAAAGAAAUGAGGAAAAAGAAUGAUAUGAGGCCCAGUUUUCUUAUCCCCCAUUAAUGAUACGUUUUUGCAUCUGAUACCGUGACAGAAUGUAGGCCACCGCACAUUGAACAGGAACAACAAACGUGCUGCAUCUCAUUUCAAAGGAAGCCGACCAAAUGUACCGGUUGACUUAUGGUUAGCUGUGUCAAUGUUGGACAACUCGUACCGUUUAUUCUUUCAAAUUGUAAUAAGAUCAUACAUUAGCACAACUCUUAACCAUGAGAUAUGUGCAGUCAUGCUGCAAUUCUUCUUCUUUUUCUUGUCUCACCCACUGCUGUUUUAAAAAAGAUGAAGCACUUUCUUCCGGUUCAGGUCACUGGCGGAGCCCUAUGGCAUAAUACGACAGCAGGCCAUCAUAAUAAAUUAGCAACUACAGUAUAAGCAAAAAAUCAUAAUAGGACAAGGAACAUCAUACAGCUACUGUCACAUGAUGGCGACGGUGAGUACUGUAUAACAAAACAGCUACUAUCAACUUCUAUUACGAUUGGGGCUAGUAACCCAAUACGGAUCGUCUUACGAUGGGGCUAGUGACCCAAAACGGAUCGUCUUACGAUGGGGCUAGUGACCCAAAACGGAUCGUCUUACGAUGGGGCUAGUAUGUUACAAGCAGGACCACAAAUCAGCUAGUAUCAUGACACAGGUGAUGUGGCAAAUAUCACGAUACGAUGCGUAUCGUGACGCAAUGAGUAUCAUCACACAACUAGUUUCACAAUACGCUUGAAUCCCAAAUCAGCUAGUAUCAAGAUAUAAACUAGUAUUAUAAUGCAGAAAGUAUAAAAAUAUGACUCGUAUCACACUAUAGCUAGUAUCACAAUACAGCCAGUAUUGUGAUACAAAGUUGGCCAAAACUCAGCCUAGAAUACAUACAUCUAGUAUCAGAAUGUGACUAGUAUCAUGAUACAACUAGUAUCACGAAAGAACUACAAACUACAACCAGUAUCAAGAUACAGCUGGUGUUGUAAUUCGACCACGACCAAAAGACAGCUAGUAUCAUGAGUGGUAUCAACGAUCAGUUUGUUUUACGAUACAGCUAGUAUCAUGAUUGGCCCAAGAACAAAAGUCAGUCUUUCAAAUAUGUAAGUGUCACGAUAUUAGUGUCAUGAUACCAGUCGUAGCAUUAGUAGGUACGCGCACCCUUGUGCGUCUGAGACGCUGAUUAUGAAGCUGCAGGCUCCCUCGUGUUGCAGUGUUUUGUCGUUGGUUUUUCUCAUGUGUGAUGCAACUGAAUUCGCGAAGAGUCAAACUAUGGAAGUAUGAUAUGGAAAUAUAUCUGUGGCAAAUUCAAACUCCAUAAAUGAAAAUGUCAUGGUCUGAAAGUACAUCUUUACCAUCUGAGUUUGGAUUGGAAUUUCUGGGUCGAAAGCUAUCACCCAAAUAAAUGCAGGAUGACUCACAAUAUUGGCUGGCUGAGUCAGGUGCCUUGCAAAACGCGUGAGAAUCGAGAAAAAACUUCUUCAUCCCAGCCGUAAUCCCUUCUCGGCAAAAUAGACAGCCGGAGGGCUUCUUCCAGCCUCUUCAGAAACUUUAUCGACCACCAUUUUCCUCGUGUCUGAUGUCGAGGCCUUGGCGAAAGACCUCUCCUCUCCUCAUCCGGACACGCCCCACGAUCUUGUCGUGCCUCAUGGGCUGCUGCGCCGCUUCGGAUGGUGUCCAUUCCCAUCCGGCUGUCAAGGGUGCUGCACUACUUUUGAUUUGAUUUGAUCGAACCUUUACGUAUCCACGUAAGGCAAUUGAAAACCAAUUCUAAAUGUGUAAUUAUGUCGACCUGGCUGCAAACAGCAGAGUAAAACAAAGCAAAACAAGCGCAAAUACAUGUACAAUGUGACAGGCUAAAAACAGUUGUAGCGAUCAUGUACACAGCAUUCAUCACCGUGCCGCCACAGCCUGUGACACUGAGCCAUUUUUUCAAGUAUGAAGUCUUGGAUCUUUUUCUAGCAUCCAAAGUGGAUUCCCAAUCAAACUAUGUCACAUGACUUAUUCAUUAUCAUCAUAUCAGUGCGUGUCUGUCCCCUAAAAAUGACAGCCGUCGUCAUCGCCAACUUUUUGCACAUCAAAGUGUUUGGCGGGGUGCAAGCUUUUUACGAGUGACAAUGAUCCCUUCUUGCCGGUGAAGAAAAUGAUACCUCCCGUUCUUGUGUGGGUGAUUGUCAGAUCGCCUUGGGAAAGCUGUCAAAAAAAAAAAAAAAGAAGCUACACGACUACCACUCCGACUCGCCCCGUCAUAUGUGUUCUGCUCUUUCCUAAGCCACUUUUCUGCUGAAAUAUUGAGCACUGAAGCUCAUCUGACAUGAACGCCGUGUUCUUUCAUUUGAAGCAAGCAAUUUAAUGUUUCCAAAAGCAUGUUAGGUAAGACUAAAUUGUCUUUGAUCUUGACAAAAGUAUGCAUUUUCAAUCUCAACGAUGACAUUAAAUUGUCUUUGAUGUUUGUAAAAACAAGUCAAUUCGGGGCUUCAUCUGGACACUGCCCCUGCUUUGCUGCGGUGUAUCGAGUAGCAAUUCAGUCCUCCCUUCGUGCAGUUUGUUUAUUUAGCUCGGUGACAGCGCGUCCAUCAAUCAAGCGCAGCGAUUGGUAAUUUGUCGUUGAUUUAACGCGUGUCAUUAACAGAUUUGAGUGAACGUGACCGUGGGAGGAUAUGAGGAGACGGGCUGCUUGCGUGAGGUUUUAUUUAUUUUAUUUUUUUUAUCAAGUCUGCUGCUGUCUCAUCCACCUUCUGAUGUGUCACCCAUGAAAAUAAGCUAAUUUAGUUACGACACGGUCUCUUGUCGCUGUGCAGAGGCAACACUUUGUCCCAAAAAUUGGAGCCGGCGAGUGCAGGCGGCACAGAGGAGGAACAUUACUCUCUAGCCAAUGUGAGGAAAACCUCUGAUGCAAGAAAGGCAUCGAGAUUUUGCUGAAGGGCCGCUGGCUGAGUUACAGGCGUCAAGCACGUUCGUACUUAAUUUUAUUACCGUCAUUUCUCGUGUAUAAUGCACACCCAUGUAUAAUACGCACCCCCAAAGUUGACCUCAAAAUUCUGGAAAACCCUUCUACCUAAGUGUAAUGCCUUUUUACAAUGCAUGAUUUUGCUUCUACCCAUAUGAAAAACAUAAACAUGAAGUAUUAUCUAUAUUUUGUUAAGCACUUUAUUUGAAAACGGAAUGCUUUAUUUUUAUUUACUUGUGUUUUAUUUUAUUUUUAAAUUCACAGCCCUACUUUUAUUUAGUAUGUGAGAAAACACACAGAUGUGCUCAUUUGAUUACCCAGGCAGAAUUGGUAAAUUGAUUUUUAUUUUAAUGGCAUUCAAAUUAAACUGUCAAGCAUUUCAGAAAACCAUUAUCAAUGAACAAAACAUAACCAUAAAGAAAUUAAUGAUUGUUGUUGUUCAGUCAUCAGUCGUAUUCUAAAAAAACAAUAUUUCACAAAUUCUGCCAGGGUAUGUAAACCUAUGAGCACAACUGUACAUAUUAUGCUGUCAUAUUGGAAUGAAAAAGGUGUAGGCUACACCUUUUUCAUAGCCUCUAGGUGGCGCUGGCUUAUUAGAAUGAAAGUGUACACCUUUUUCAUAACCUCUAGAUGGCGGCAUACAUUUAUAAAAUGGGAAAGUUUUCCCUAUACCUAUGUAUAAUGCGCACCGUUGAUUUUUGACAAUUUUUUUUUGGGGGGGGGGGAGUAUUAUGCGCAUUAUACACAAGAAAUUACGUACAUUAGAAACAAUUAUCUUUGAUGUUUCAAGGUUCAUUGAUGACAACAUUGACUGUUUACGAGAUGUAUAAUGGUUCAUCAUUGAUUUGCAAAUCAUGUUCAACCUAUAUUUAAUUGAAUACACGACUGCCACCUGUCCCAGCUUUUUUGGAACGUGUUGUAGCCAUAAAAUUCUAAGUUAAUGAUUAUUUGCUAAAAAUAAUCAAGUUUAUCAGUUUGAACAUUAAAUAUCUUGUCUUUGUAGUGUAUUGAAUUAAAUAUAGGUUGAACAUGUUUUGCAAAUCAUUGUAUUCUAUUUUUAUUUAUGUUUAACACAACUUCCCAACUUCAUUGGAAUUUGGGGUGUACUAUAAGAGAUAACAAUGCGAUACAUUACAUUGUGAUAACUGUUGUAACUUGACUCCAUUCAGCCGAGAGCAGUUUUGACCACCCACGUCGACAAAUCAUCCGCCGCUGGCGCUGCAUAAUUCAAAAAUCCGCCUUACUCCUGUUUCCUUUUGGCCCCUUCCGUAAUCUGGUGGUGUUUCCGCGGUCGUCGAGGCAACGAGGCAUCACGGAAAUUUUGGGAGUUCAUCAUCCUACACACACACACACACACACACACACAAACUCCCAGCGUCUCUGCACCUUUUGCAGCGCCAGUGUGGGAGGUGAUGGUUUGCAUAUGAUUUGGCAAAGGUGAUGCGCACAAAUGUUUCACAUAAAACAAAUGAAGUUCCAAUGAAUCUUUUGUAAAAACAUAAAACAGAAACUUUGUGUCAGUGAACCCUAACCCAUUUUUAUUAAACAACAAAGAUGAUAAAAGAUGAUUUUUUGGUGAAAAUCCAAGUGAUUUACAACCUUUAAUGAGCCUAGCGUACAUGUUUUUGUAAACAUCAAAGAAAAGUAGUUCAAAUUAAGCAAUCACACUGUACGUUUUUGUCAAAUCUGAAAAUUUGUUUGUGAACAUCAAAGAUCAUUUAAAGUCUUUCAUGAACCUAACAUGUUCGAAAACAUUCACGGAAAUUAUUAAUCAAUAAAAACAGACCAUGUAAAAUCCUAAAUAAACAUAAAUGUUGUUGUAAACAUCAAAAAUGACUUGAAGGUCUUAAACCUAACACACAGUACAUGUCUUUUAAACAUCAAAGACAAUUAUUAGAUGAUUCUGCAUCGACUGUAAAACUCACACACAAGAAACCUUAAACACGCAAUAAAACAGUCACACUCAGCGAAGAAUCUCUCACACACACACCAAAACCUUAAACCUUAAAAAAACUCAUAUACACCAAAAGCCUCACACGCGUACGCGCACACAAAAUACUCAUACACAUCCCAAAAAAACCUCUCACGUCCCAAAAACCUCUCACACGCACACUCAAAAAACUCAUAAAACAAAAUACUCUCACACAGGUGCCCCCAAAAUAACCUCCCACCAUAUAACACCAAACAAAUCUUUCACACCUACCAAAAAACCUCACACGCAAACCUCGAACAAAAAACCCUCAUACACACCAAUAACUUCUCACAUGCAAAACACUCUCUCUUUCCGCCCCAAAAAUCUCUCACACACGUCCCAAAAAAAACCUCACAGCCACAAAAAAAACCGCUGACACACUCCAAGAAACUUUUGCACACAACAAAAAAACUCUCACACAUACAGAAAACUGUCACUCACACUACAAACCUCUCACAUUCUCUAAAACACCUCUCACACGUAUAAAAAAACACACACAACAAAAAACCUCUCACACUAAAAAUCAUCCAAAAACUCACUCACUCACUCACUCACAUAAAACUUCACGUUCCCCAAACACUGUCUGUCUGUCUCUCUCUCUCUCUUUCUCUCUCUCUCUCUCUCUCUCACUCACCCACUCACAAAACCUCUCACACACAUAAAACCUCAUGUUCCCCAAAAACUCUCUCUUUCACACACACACAAACACAAAACCCCUCCACACAAAAGAAACCUUUCGAUCACUAAAAAAAACUGUCACCUAACAAAAAGCGUCAGCGGGAAGCAGAGUUGCGCCUCAACUUGUGUGGGCAGCAUUCAUCUAAUCAAUAGCGCAACAGUGUUCAAACUGGAGUUCAGAACAUUCAACACCCGAUUGAAAUCGAAUUUCACGCAAUUAAAUGCCAUAUAGAUGACAAAGACAUGAUUUCCGUAUGCCGCAGUUGGUUUCUCUUUCCUGUCAUCACGCCUGAGAAGCGACAGCAGGUCAACGCUAAAAGGGUAUGUGGUGCCCCCCCCCCCCCCCCUCCCAAAAAGGCAUUUGCAUAUUGAUAGCGGCCAAUUAUGCGUCUAUAUACUCCUGUGGCUGAGCUCUUAUUUAUCUCCCCCUGCCGCCAAAUUAACAUACAAAACGAGGUCAAAAGUAAUCAAGCAUCAAAUAAGUGUUAAAUGUUUUUUUUUUAAAGUCUCAUGAGUGACAAGCAGCGAGUGAGUGACAAGUGGAGGGAAAAAAAAAGAAAAUGUGGAUUUUUAGGGUGUUGUCUUUCCACUCACGCACAAUUGGAGUUAGGAUAAAUCAAUAAAGCUGAUUUUUUUUGGAG